AGCAACAGGAGGUAACAACACGACAGUCGAAGAGCACUCAAUUAGAAGGUUUAUUAAGGUGACACUAAGGUGCCUGUCAUGAACACUCUCACAGGAAACACUUCAAGAAGGGCAUGAGGAAAAGGAUGAAACCACUACACUUGGAAAGAGUUUUGCAGCUGUUAUUAACCUGGAAGAAGGGCAAGAUUCCUGCCAGCAGACAGCUGCGUGCCAGGCGCACUGCAUCCACUGCAAGCCCAAGAAACGUCUUUUGUUUUCGAAUGUGUAAUCCUGACAAGAAGAAAAGACAAAUGUCGGAGAUCUUCUAUUUUCCACCAGUAACAGUCUUUAGGAACGCGGUGAGGGGCCUCUUCUCCGCAGUCAGAAAGCGGAGUGUCUCUGUGGCAGCCAGCCGAAGCCCCGGGAGCUGGGAAGCAGCUGCAGGUGUUUUGGGGUGUCGCUAGUGCAGAGAUUACAGCGGCUCAGGCUGACAGGGCUCCUCAGCACACCCGGUCCCGCCGCCCUGCCCCACCGCCCCUGCUCCCGGAGGAAGCGGAGCCUGCCCUCCAUUUUCAUUUUCGGCCCUUUAUCGCAGAGUUUGAUCAACUCAACGGGCGCUUCCGUCCUGCUGUUUCUUGCGCAGCCAACCACUCAACAGAAUUCUUCAGCCUCUUGUUUCAAAAAGACCUUGGACAAUCUUCUGCUGUUCCACUCCCUUUGGUCUCACAUUUCAGCAAAAAAAAAAAGAUCCAAAGAGGAGGAUGAGGCAGCUUAGAGGAAAACCCAAAAAAGAGACCUCCAAAGAUAAAAAGGAAAGAAAACAGGCAAUGCAAGAGGCACGGCAACAGAUCACCACCGUGGUGCUUCCCACACUGGCUGUUGUAGUACUGCUGAUUGUGGUGUUUGUUUAUGUAGCAACUCGUCCAAAUACAACUGAAUGAUGCAGCUUUUCAGACUCUCUAGCUUUGGGAUAUUCAUUUUAUCAAGAGCCAAAAGGAACUCUCUUGCCACUCUUUUAGUACUUUGCAAAGGAUCUUGCUGGUAUUUUCAGUCUUUCUCUUGGCUAGGGUCCCAUGGAUUCUCUUUAGGAAUGUAACAUAAAACGUAUUAGUGAAUGUGCCAGUACGUUUUAUGGCCCAGUUAUGUGCCUUUCAGACUUUUAAAAAUGGUGUUUUUCUUAAAGCUGUUUGAAGCUCUAUAUUGUAAAAGGAAAUCGUGUUCUGCUAUAAAUUUGUAAAAAAUCAGCUUUCAGCUUUUAUCACUGUUACGGAUAAUGUUGCUCCCAUGAGCUCUUGUAUGUCUAUUUCAGAACUUCCAAAGAAGUACAUUUCUUCUUUGUACUUAAUGUCAUAUGAAGUGCUUUGAUUCAGAAAGGAUAUAUUUAUUUUUUGAAUAAAAGAAGUCUUACUUGGAAUCUUCAAAUUAUUUUGAAAAAAAAUGUGACAUUGUGAAAGCCUACAUUGUGUAAUAAUUUUUUCAUCAACCACUAUAUAGUUCACUCAAAAAGAAUUUCUUUUUGGUGUGAGAUACCAAUAUGUGAAGUGAAUACUUCAGGAUCUGCUUGAUGGAAUCUUAGGGAAUUUGGACAAGGAGAUUCUGCCAGGUUGUGGUGAAGUAACUAAUAACAAACUACAUAAACACAGAUAGUUGCUUAUAUGAAUGUUCAAUAUUUGAAACUAUGUAAGUGGCAAUAAAAAGGUGGUUUUGCAUAUA
Catharus ustulatus (Swainson's thrush) is the source of this 1692-nucleotide messenger RNA. RefSeq names its product single-pass membrane protein with coiled-coil domains 4 (gene SMCO4). The record is from RefSeq and is a predicted model, not a curated record. The transcript has 2 exons. NCBI's taxonomy places the organism in Eukaryota, Metazoa, Chordata, Aves, Passeriformes, Turdidae. The coding region runs from base 741 to 920 and encodes 59 amino acids.